AUGGAGCAUGGAAACGAUCGCAGUGAUCUUGGCUUGCACUAUACGCAUUAUCAUCAUAAUACGAACAACGAUCCAUUCCGGACAUCAGCAACGAAUCUCGAAAUCCCCCGGUUAAACGUAUCCGGCCAGCCAACAGUUCCUCCCAACUCUCUUUCGGAUGCGUUGCUUCAGCACGACGAGAUCCACCGCCACCGUGACAUUGUCUGCAAAUAUCUCCUGAUACCAACAGACUUAUGGGCUGCCUUGUUCCAAUCCCCGAGCGUGUCCCCGGCUCAGACACUGCUCACUGAUUACCUCAUACACACCUAUGGCGCUCUGCCCCAUGGGCUAUGGCACUGUCUCUUGAGCCUGAGAAAUGACAUUCACUUUGACCAGCUGCAAGACAUCUUGGUGGAGAGGUUAUCGGCUCUUCCCGCUUCACAAAUACACUCAAGAUCAGGAUCUUCCGCGCCUCGGUUAGAAAGAGCCUCCCCGGAAAUGUCGCUCAAUAUGGGACCCUUUCACCCGACCCCGGGGCACAGUCCUAACGACACCAGCCCGUGGCCGAUCCUAGACCACACUGGCCAGGUACAACCAAGUACUCCCGUGCCACUCUCGAUCGUGCGAAGUCGCAGUCGCACAAAUUCUAGAAGCCCAUACUCGAAAGACAAUCGGAAAGGAAGAGCUCCGCCAGGCCAGAGUUUCUACUGCCCUGUGCUAGAAUGCACACAUUCGCCCUUCAGGAAUGCAGGAAACUAUCUUAUUCACCUGGAUCGUUUUCACCCUGAUUAUCCAAAGCACGAGCCGGCUUGUGCAUUGAGAUAUGAUCUGGCGCGUGGUGGAACUGAACCUGAAGAAACCAUUCUUAGUACUAACUCUACCGUUGUUGACGACUUGUUCCACUUUUCUGCUGCUCCUGAUGAAGGUCUGUCAUUUGGACGCUUUCAAGAGACACUUCAGCGUCACAACCCAUAA
Messenger RNA from Exophiala spinifera, 954 nucleotides. RefSeq lists its product as uncharacterized. The transcript has a single exon. Bases 1 to 954 code for a protein of 317 amino acids. NCBI's taxonomy places the organism in Eukaryota, Fungi, Ascomycota, Eurotiomycetes, Chaetothyriales, Herpotrichiellaceae. The record is from RefSeq and is a predicted model, not a curated record.